Messenger RNA from Momordica charantia (bitter melon), 1961 nucleotides. RefSeq names its product Rubisco methyltransferase family protein. NCBI's taxonomy places the organism in Eukaryota, Viridiplantae, Streptophyta, Magnoliopsida, Cucurbitales, Cucurbitaceae. Gene Ontology annotation, biological process: peptidyl-lysine monomethylation. The record is from RefSeq and is a predicted model, not a curated record. Gene Ontology annotation, molecular function: protein binding; protein-lysine N-methyltransferase activity.
GAUUGCAAGUAGCCUAAACAGUAGACACCGGAAGCACUGUGGAGAGCAAAAAAAUGGCUGCUUCGAAGAUAGCAAUGGCUUCUCUAUCGCUAACCCAUUUCCGGCCAUUAUCCUCCGCCUCCACGGCCUCCAUGGCUCCUUCUUCCUCCACGAGGCUGAUUCCACGUCCACCGGACCUAAUCAACUGGGUGCGGAGAGAAGGCGGGUUCGUCCACCAGGCUGUGAAAAUAGCUCAACAUGCUGAUUCUGGCCUUGGACUCGUCGCUUCCGACCACAUUCCGACGGGUUCUGAACUCAUUGUCCUUCCUCACAACCUUCCCUUGCGCUUUGAGUCGCCGGAAGCCGGCGAUUCUGACGAGGCCGACUCCGUUCUAGUCAAUUUGGCUCGCCAAGUUCCUGAGGAACUUUGGUCCAUGAAAUUGGGUCUGAAGCUUCUGAAAGAAAGGGCAAAAGUUGGAUCCUUCUGGUGGCCGUACAUUGGCAAUCUCCCUGAAGUUUUCAGCAUUCCUAUAUUUUUUCCUGGAGAGGAUAUAAAGAAUUUGCAGUAUGCUCCUCUUCUUUACCAGGUAAACAAAAGGUGUCGCUUCCUUCUUGAUUUGGAGAAAGAAGUCAGACGUACUCUUGAUAGUGUGAAGCCGGAACAUCAUCCUUUUGGUGGCCAAACUGUAGAUGCAUCAUCCCUUGGGUGGGCAAUGGCAGCGGUCUCGUCAAGGGCAUUUCGUUUAUAUGGGAAAAAUCUCAUGGAUGGUACCCCUAACAGUGUCCCCAUGCUGCUCCCCCUCAUUGAUAUGUGUAAUCAUAGCUUUAAUUCAAAUGCACGUAUAGUCCAGGAACAAGAUGCAGGAUCCAUGGAGUUGAAAGUGAAGGUUGUGGCAGACACUGAAAUUGAAGGAAAUGUUCCGUUAACACUAAAUUAUGGAUGUCUGGACAAUGAUCUUUUCCUGCUCGAUUAUGGAUUUGUGAUACCAUCGAAUCAGUAUGAUUAUAUUGAGCUGAAAUAUGAUGAAGCUCUCUUAGAAGCUGCUAGCAUUGUUGCAGGAAUUUCUUCCGACAAUUUUUCUUCUCCUGCCCCAUGGCAAAAACUUCUUUUGACCAAGCUAAAUCUACGUGGAGAAACUACUCUUCUCAAGGUGUGCGUCGGUGGUCCAGAAAUAAUUGAUGGCCGCUUAUUGGCAGCUUUAAGAGUGCUGCUCUCGGUUGAUGAAGAAAUGGUACAGAAACAUGACUUGAACGUGCUCAAAUCUUUAUCAGCUGAAGCACCUCUUGGUGCUGGAAAUGAAAUAGCUGCGUUACGUACGGUAAUUGCUUUAUGUGUGAUUGCAUUGGGACACUUCCCGACCAAGAUAAUGGAGGACGAAACCCUUCUGAAAAAGUGUGAAAAUGAAUCAACUAAAUUAGCAAUCCAGUUCAGAAUUCAGAAGAAAUCAGUAAUCAUAGAUGUGAUGAGCAACCUCACAAGAAGAGUGAAGUUGCUUUCAUCAAAGGUGGUCUCUCAGGGUUGAUAAUGAUGGCAGAAAAAGUUAGAUGGUGAAGAAUUUAAGCAAAUCGGUUGGAGUUGAAGCCAUAACAAAACUUGGAAUGGUUCUUUACUCAGAAUUUGAACUCCUGAGGCAACAUUGGUGGGAGAGACUAAAGCACAAUUUGCAGAGACCCAAUUGAAAAAACAAAAGGUUAGUGACAGCACUUCCUAGUUACCACCUCAGAUUCCUAAAGGUGUGUCGAAUGAGACUUGCAUGCUUUGUGACAUAAAAGAACAUAUAUAAUAACCAUUUUUCCUUUUAUGUUCUUUCUGUGAUUAUGGUUAUUCUUGCUGCAUGUCAUCUCUCUCCCUCUGCUUCACCCUCUCUCUCUAGACAUAUGACAUGAGGAAUAAGUUAUCCCUUCAAAUUUCUGUGGGAUUUGCACUUUGGUUGGAGCUUGCUUGCUUUGACAUAACAGAAAUAUAAAACUAUUUCUCUCUC